This is a messenger RNA of Malaya genurostris, 22714 nucleotides long. RefSeq names its product leucine-rich repeat and calponin homology domain-containing protein (gene Lrch). The transcript has 10 exons. The coding region runs from base 795 to 4571 and encodes 1258 amino acids. NCBI's taxonomy places the organism in Eukaryota, Metazoa, Arthropoda, Insecta, Diptera, Culicidae. Gene Ontology annotation, molecular function: protein binding. The record is from RefSeq and is a predicted model, not a curated record.
AGUCACCGUUCAGUGUUGACCUGUUCGCAUUGUUGAGUGUGCGGGAUAAGGAUUUUUGAAUUGGAAAACAAAUUGGUAUCCAUUGUCAUAAUUUUUAGCACAACAUACAAACGGGCGUGCAGUAAUCUGAACACAGCAGAAAAGAAUUCAGACGAGAUUAUUGUGCAAUUUUAGAAUAGAACCCAUCGGUCAAGACAGUCAAGAAGUGUCGGCGCCGCUGCUCUUUUUUGUGUACCAUCGAUUUGGAUUGAAUUUUGGUGUGUGCGUGAGUGUUGGUGUGCGUUCGGCGACAGGAAACUGCGAGAAAGGAAGAUUUUUUUUUUUUGGUUUUAAUGCAGGAGUUAUGAGGCUAGUUUAACGAGUGAAAAUUUUAAUUGGAAAUCAAAUAGAAAAACUAGUGCAUUAGUGAAACGGUUAAUCGAGAAAGUACGGUAAUAGAACGAAAGUGGCUACAAAUUGAAGUUGAAGGUUGUGUGCGUGUAAACCAGAGGCUCCUGAGUGAUUCUGAGUCAAGGGCUGUGUCGGAAAAGCAAGCGGGGACCAACUUUGUAACCUGUCGGGUUAAAUUCAAGGGGUCGAUCGGCGAAAUCGAUUUGACUCUGUGUGUGCAAAUCAACAGCGGAAGCCUAACUUUCGACCGGAUAUUAUCCUUCCCGGAAAGUGUCAGCUAGCGUACUGCUACCUUGGAAGGGGUGCGCUGUAGCACAACAACACACGGUUUAAGGGAGUGUCCGUGUCCAACGAGAACAACGCGAAAAGUGUGUGCAAUCUGAUCCGAUCCAAAUGUGCCUAAUAUGGCCGUGGCUUGUCUGAAGACUGCUAAUCAGCUUCCGUAUUCGAGUUCGCCUUCGGGGUCGAUUUUGUCCGGCUCGGUUGGCAUUGCCGGAAGCGGCACCAUGAACGCUUCCGGAGGACACAUGCAGAGCCAGCUGACCCGGUCGCUGGAGCGCAUCCUGGAGGAUGCCAACCUCAGUGGCGAGCUGAAGCUUAGCGGACGGAAGUUGAAGGAUUUCCCAAAGGCAGCCGGAAAGUACAAUCUCAGCGAUACGGUCAUUGCAGACUUAUCGCGCAAUCGGUUUUGUGAACUGCCAGAGGACAUCACAUCGUUGGCAUUCCUGGAACGCUUACUUGUCUUUCACAACACAAUACGCUCGAUACCGGACACGAUCCGAGGACUGCAUUCACUAACAUAUCUAGAUCUAAGGAAUAAUCAACUAUCGGUGAUGCCGCGCGAAAUUUGCUUCCUACCGCUGCAAGUGCUGCUCGUUUCGAACAAUCGGCUCGUGACGCUUCCGGACGAGCUCGGUCGGAUGGAGGAACUGACCGAGCUCGAUGCUGCCUGUAACCAAAUCACACACCUUCCUCCUCGGAUGGGCGAUCUGCGCAAUCUGCGUUCGCUGACGCUUCGGAACAAUCAACUCGUCUAUCUGCCCCGGGAUCUCACCUGUCUGCAACUGGUGUUUCUGGACAUUAGCUGCAACAAAAUCGCCACCCUGCCGGUGGAACUUCGACUGAUGAGCUCGCUGGUCGAUCUGGAACUGUCGAAUAAUCCUCUAACGUCACCACCGGCUAGCCUUUGCGUCCGUGGCUUGGUGCACGUGUUCAAAUACCUGGAAACAGCUGCCGCCAAAGAGGAGAAAUCCAAAAAUGGUCUUGACGGUCAUGCCACCCUCAGGCGAUCGGCUCUCUCGUCUAAAAACUCCGGUGGCAGUCUACUGGACGGGACCCGGAACCGACGGGCCCACGUCGACUCGGGCUACAGUACCAGUGAUGGCGGAUUUGAUGGUAAGCGAUGGUCCCAGGAUGACCCGCAUGACUACGGCACGAGUGGCACAUAUUCACCCAAAUGGUCACCCAUUCCGAUGCACACUGGUUUCGCGGGCAAACCCCCGCCAGCUUCGGCAGCACCUUCGGCCUUGUCGGCAGCUGCUCUUUCUAAUCUGUCCGCUCCUUUGUUGUCCUCUGCAGGUGGAAAUGGUCUUUCAGCUUUGCUCAGCGGAGAAAGUCAUGGUGGCGGCGGCGGUGUUGGUACACUGGAGGAAGAAUUUAAGAAAGGUGUCAUGCUGCUGGAUCAGCAAGAGCGAAAGAAAUUAUCGCAGAAUAAUAGUAAUGACAUUUCUCCAGAAGGCGAUCUAACGCCAGAUAGCAUAAAGGCAGAUGAUAAAAUGCGAUCGCUUGGAAAUAUUCAAACCUACAGGGAAUACAAGGAAGCACUACGUCAGCAGCGCAACCAAGUCGACAUCUAUCGACCCAAAGAUCAUCAAGCGCAAACACCGGACAGCGGUGGGUCCACCACCGACUCACCGGUCAGCAAUUUCUCACCCUACAGCAAAUCUCAAGCCACCACUCCGUCACCCUCUGUGUACAGCAGCAGCAACCAAAGUUCACCGCUUUCCCCACAUCACACUAAUAUCCACAAGCUGAACCAAAUCAACGCCAAUGGCGGUCACAAUAAUGGCUUCAAUGCCACCAGCAACUCUAGUCCUCUUCUGUCGCCCAACCGAAACAUAGUGGUACCCUUCGAAGAGGUGAAUUCCGGCACCAACAGUACGACAUCUACACCGAACAAACGACCGGUUCAAAAGGUAAUUCCAUCUCGGAAUAUUACCUCCGCAUAUCAGUCCAACCAGUCGCCAACGCAUCUGAACGGGAACCAUAACCUGUCGACGGGUUCGUCGUUGGCAAAUGGAAAGAUUCCUAUUCCGAACGGUACUCCCGUCAAAACGGCAUUAUCGAACAGCAGCUGUACGGAUUAUGCGUACGUCAAACCGAACAGUCCCUGCAAAGCAUCCAGUGGUAUACUAUCGCACAAUAAUGUUCCUUCUUCGAUUCCGAAACCGACGGCCAACGGUGGAAGCUCCCCGAAUGGCAAUCAGAAACCACUAACGGCUACCGUAGGUUAUGUGAACAAUGCCAAACCGGGACAGAAAACCAACAAAACUGUCUCCUGGAAUCGGGAUGUACCAACGGACAAACUUAGCUUUACGAUGCGGCGAGAAUUCGACAAGCAGAAGGAAGAAACUGAGCUGAUCGAGCAACUACGACAGAUAAUUGAAACACGUUUAAAAAUGACUCUUCCGGAGGAUAUUGCUCCCGCUCUUACGGAUGGUGUAGUGUUGUGUCACCUGGCGAAUCACGUGCGACCACGCUCGGUUGGCAGUAUCCAUGUUCCUUCGCCGGCUGUGCCAAAACUAACAAUGGCACGGUGUCGCCGCAACGUAGACAACUUUCUGGAUGCUUGUCGGAAAAUAGGCGUUGAUGAGGAGUUGAUAUGCUCCUGUCAGGACAUCGUACCAUCAUCCCUACCAUCGUCGGCACCCCCACCGCCCGCAGCCGACAGGGAACAGCAGCCCGGGGACCAAUCCGUACUAGAAGAUGAUCACCAAAUCCGCCCGCCAAACCCAUCGGCUAUGUAUCGCACUAUGGUGGCGCUCCUGAAUCGUACUGAACUUAUGCCGCAUCCAUUGCCGUCUCAUGGUUUGAACCGUCCAACCUCUCCUCCUCCACCGCCACCCCUAGGCAAUAGUUACAAAUCCACAACCACACUUACUGCAGCCAACACCAAUACAACAACAACAGAAGAUGAAGUUAAUGAUGAAGUAGUAGAAGAAGAUGAAGAAGACUGUGAAGGGAACAGUCAGCCCUACAAGCAUCAUCAUCCCACUACUGGUCAAGAAGAACUGAAUGGUAACUAUCGGGCCCCCAUGCUUUCCCAUGGCUUUCACGGUACCACCACUGCCACUAACAAUGAAUCAUCUAACCGAAAUAACUCGUGUAACACUUCCACUCCUGUGCGUGCUAAAAUCCUGUUUGAGUACCAUUUUGACCAGCAGGAGGAAGAGGAACAAAGACAAGAGGACGUUAGUAGAGCGCAGGCCAGACUUAGGGCUGUUAGUAGUGAGAGGGAGCUUUCCGCUGGGCUAGGAGGUGGAGGAGACGGACGGAAUGUCCCAGCUUCGUUGGAUCUCAGCUCCGUCGAAGGUGUCCGAAGAAAACGCAAAUUUCCCAGUACUCGCUUCAACAGCAAACGGCAACUGCAGCAGCAGCAGUACGAUCAUAUGGCAAAUAAUUUGAACGAAAUUGUCGAAGAGUGCGAGUAUGACAGCGACAUCGGUAAGUUCCGCUGUCGACAGGAGAACGAUUUCGAUGAUUCGGCGGAGAGCAGUUUGAACUCGCUGGAUGAGGAAACGGCAUUCACGCCAACCAAUGCUAACCAGGGUAUCAAUGAUCUGAAUACACCGACCGGCGGACCGGAAGGACCGAAAGCGCUGCUGGAUUUCAACAACAUCAACACAGAGGAAAACUAUCCGGCUGGGGCCGGGGGCAGCAAAAUUGUCAGCAAGAGGAUUGAAUUUUUCGAGAGCAAUACGAACGUACUUACCGACAAGAUCGUCAACUGUUCGCUGAAGCGCACCGUCAGCGUUGAAAACAAUGACAGCAGCGACGAACAGAACCAGUGCCUGGGAAACAGCGGAAGGUCGAAUCAUACGACGAUUUCGACUGUUCUCUGUCUCGGAACGUUCCUGUUUACCGUGGUUUAUUUGUACUUGUAUCCACUGCCGAAUUAUUAGGAGGCACAGGCAGAUUGAUUGUUAAUUUUUUUUAUUUUGAAAAGAGUUUUUUCAUAUUUCCGUUAGUUUUAAUCAAAGAGAGAUUUCCUUAUAAUUUGAAAUAUAAUUAAUCAUAUGAUUUUUGUACUUAUUAUUAUAGCGACAGGUUGUACCUUAGUGUUUACGAGAAGAAAAAAACAAUCCAAAUAGUGAAGGUGAUGAAUUGAUUUACUUUGAAAAUUGAAUUUUGGGUGUGAUUGGAUCAGCGGAUUUUGUCCGACGGAAUACCGUUUAGAAAACCGAUUUUUCAUUCCUUUCAUUACGAGCGGAAAAGAACUGUUAAAAUCGUGUAAGUAGCUGGUUCUGAUGUCGAAUUGGACAACCAGUGGUAAGUUAUUCUAUCCGUUUGCUUAUAACAAGUGUUCAUUCCAUUGUGAUGUUUUGGCGUCGUCACACCUUAAACCGGAAUGAUUUUUCUGCAUGACUGUUGAACUAGUUUAAAAAUCGUCCUUCUUUUUCUUCCUACUGGGUACGUUUGAGAACGUUGUAGCCGAGCACGUUUCAGUUUUUCAGUCCUUCGAAAAUCGAAACUGCGAUAAAAAUAAUUGUUUUUUUAGGUGUUAAACAAACAGCGUUUGCUUCAAUACCAAAUUAUUAGUCGUGAAGUAUAGAGAGAAGACUUUCAAGUCGAAUAAAAAUUUAUUUACUUUUUAAAUUUUGUUCAGUGUUUAUUAUAAUUUAUUUUAUAAAAAAAUCGCAAGUAGAAUUUCCAACGAUUGCUUUAUCUGCAAUAGGUUCCAGUAAUUAAUUAGAAUUAGAAUCUUUACAUAAAGUUUCUAGAGGGUACGACUCCGUAGAUGCGAUGAAACGCAUAUCGGAAAACGACUCAAUAGGGCACCGUACAUGUACGCUUCGCACGAUCGAUGAGGCUCUUUAUAUUUUGGAGCUUACCCUUACGCAAAAAAGCAUCCACAAACCAUACAAAGAAAUCGAUGAACUUUAUUUUUUUUUAUUCGUGCGGUAAACACAUUCGACAUUAAUCAGUUGGAACAAAAAAAUGUUUUACAUCGUAUUCAAUGAAGUCCCCUUUGUUUUUUGGUACAUUUAUUUCAGUGAUUUUCUUAGUUUUUGAUUCUGUUUUGAGAGUAACUAUUCGGAUGGUCUGCAAAAUAUUCCUCCGCGUUGCCGAAGCACCCCUCCCGCAAACUAGUUUCUUAUUAAUAAGCAAUUGUUUGGGGUUUGGAAAUAGAAACAAGUCAAUGGGAGCCGAAUCGAAUGAAUAAGAUGAACGAACUGGAAUGAGAGUUGAAAUUCUGAAAACUUUCCUAAGUUGUUGAUUCCAGCAACGAUUGCGAUGCCCAAAUUGUUUUUUGCUUCACCGUUUCGCAGAUUUUUCGGCUUUCGAACGUUUCAAUAUUGCGCAGCUAUACUCUUUUUUGAUAGUAUGUGCCAACAGUUUACUCGAUUCUGGAUCAGCACGACCAAACACGUUCCCAAAGUGCGCUUGCUUUCGUGUUUUUAGUUCAGAAUCAACAUGGGACACUACUAAUUGCAUUAUAUUUAUAUAACCUUUCUUUGUAUUCCUUCGCCGUUUUGUCUCAUCACAAUCAAAAUCAUUUUACAAAACAUAACAAACAUCGCACUGAAAUUGGACACGUUUGCCUGAAUAUGAAUAGACUGUUAGGCGUUAGAAAUUUGUUUUGCGAAUGCAGCGCAUUCUGGCAGUCACGCCGUAUAGUCUUAAAUUGCUAACAUUUCUAGAUAGCGAAUUUUUAUGAUAUUAUGAAUCUUUAUGCUCUCCGCAUUUUUUCAUUCGAACCCGAAUACCCGAACUUUUCCAAGUGCCGAGUAUACCGGAAUCUUAAUUGAAAGCAGACCUUGAAAUUGUCACGCGUUCUCAAUGGAAGAAACCAUUCCAACAACCUGAUUUUCAAUAUUUUACUGUCUCAUUCGUAAAUGACCGACACCAUAACAAACGAAGAGAGACGAAGCAUCUUCACUUCUCAUUGAAAAAAUGAGAGAGUAUAAUUGCCAACGUCACUCUUUCCUCUAUGACAAUACGAAACCAAACUAACGUCUUCAGGGAGCAUCAGCAGAAUUUCAAAGCUCAUUCUCUCAUCGAUGUAUUGAAAAUCUGUGACGCUUGGUAGUUACUCUUCGUCAAUUAUGACAAAUCUAAGUAAUUACAUUCCAGAACCUCAGGUAAAAGUCAUUGUGAAACCUUUUUCUAUCAUUUUCGAUUCUCAAAACUUCGAUUGAAUACCGACACUACAUACUAUGGGAUUUUUACUGAAAACCGCAAAUGACUGAAAGGGUGAAUGAAAGAAAGAAAACAAUUUUGAAACUACUUUCCCGCUCAUGUCAUUGACUGUACAUGGAUUUCGUUCUCAUAGUUUGCAAGCGAAGCUGAGGGUGACAUUAUUUUUUUUUUUCAUUUUCGUAUAUUUUGAGUCAAUGAAAAUUAUUUUUAUUAGCUCUGCUUGAAAGUGACUUUGACAGAUGCAAAGACAUCAUAUUACAAACUUUAUUCAGUUCUCCCAUUUCCUGAACAAAUCACUGGCAACAUACUUUUUGCGAGCUCAGACGAGUUCGCAUCGAAUCUCGUACAUAUAAGUAGGGGAGAGAAAUGUCAAAUUCGUCCGCGCCAAAAUAGCAGCAUUGCGCACCCAUAAAAUUAACAUGAUAUGUUGAAUGUCGUGCCGUGCGAUGGCGUUGCUGAACUGAAGAUUGAUUUCGCUCCAAACUGCCAGGGUCUGACAGAUGGCAUUUUGGUAGACAUUAGCAAAAAAAACGCAUUAUUUUGACGAUCAAAACAAUUUUUUUUGAGAAAUAAAACUGACCUGGUCAUCUUUAAUUGCCCAGCUUAUUUUGCGAAGUUCAUGUAAUUCCUAUCUGCAAGAGCACUCUUAUGGAGUUUCGGAUCUUAAUUUGCACUACACCAAUUGAGCAAUUUGCCGUCUCUGUUACGCACACCGAAGCAUUGUAUACGGAUAUUGCGGGGUUCUUACACUGACGGAAAAACAUUUAUGAAUUUCAUAAUUAUACACUGCGGAAAAGCGUUUAGAGUUUCAUUAGUUCUAUUACGUGUUAAAGAUUUUCAUAAACACUUUUAUCAUUAUCUCGACUGUUCUCCAGGCAUUGUAUAAUUUUUAGUUUCAAAUAUUCCUUCAAUAAAUAGUCCUAUCUUUCGACAAAAUUCACUGGGUAUCUUUCGCACAUUUACACUAGUAUUACCCAUACUAACACAUUCACGCGUGGAUCGGACUAUGCAGUGGUAUACCAUAUAGUAAAUAAUCUUGUAGAUCCGAGCAUGUAUAUUAUUAAAGUAAAAGAAUCUGAUCAUUAAUGGGUGCGUAAUUGCUCCUAAAAUGUAUGUAGAAAGACAAAAUGCUCCCAAAAUGUACACCCUCAUUGAACAUAACUAAAAAUUGAGUGACACACCACUCAAAUUCAUAAAAAGUGCACGUACUCUAUGCUUGAGUUACCACCCAUCUACUCAUUUUUGAGUUAAGGGACGAAGCUGUCAAAAUUUGAGUAUUUUUUACUGAAUAUGUGAAAAUUUUUUUUUUCAAAAUUUGAGUGAGUUUAACUCAAAAUUUAAGUUCCUUGCACUCAAAAUAAAGAAAUUCGUCUUCGUUAAUUUUUAUAUAUAAGAAUUUCUAGUUAAUGUCAUUCUUCUUUCUAUUAAAUAGAAAGGGAAAAAACUGAUUUAAAACCAUUUCCUUUUGACCGCUUUGGAGUCAAAAUUGAAUGAUUUUGAUAUCCUUAUGUUGGACGUCUCACUUAGCAUAAUUGAAACCACAAAAUUUCUAUUGAAAACAAUUACGAUUGAACCGGAUCUAGAAACGGCAAUGAAAAACGACGUAUUCUUGCAUUCCUAAAUUAGAUUAGAAUAUUCCGAUAAUGAAAACGCACUGAUUUUUUCACUCAAAUGUUUGAAAAUUUAACGCUUACUCUAAUGUAUGAAUAAAUUGCGAGAGAACCCAUGGCCUGAUUCAAUUUUGCUCAAAUUCACACUCAAAUUUUGACAUAUUUUUCCUGUUCAUGAAUUUGAGUAAUCUGCCAGACACAUGCAAGCGGGCAGUGUCUCGGUACAGUGGGGAACCUAGGUUCAAUUGAUUUAUGGGGCUAUCAAGGCAUGAAUAAACGAACGAAGGUGAUGUAAACAUAAACAAAAACCUUUUACAACGAUAAACGAUUCCAUUCCGCCGCGCUACACUCAACUUUUGAUUUGAUAUAUCAGCAGUAUCGGUUCGAUGCAACAAAAAGUAUAGAACCGGUGUUAUGCAAUUCACGGUUGAUUUUCCAAAAGACCGUGAGAGCAAGUGACAGUUUCUCUUUAUUUGCUUACUCUUCUAUUAAUUACCAUGCGGUUUCCACGUUUAUCACUCAACUCUGUAUAAAAUGAUACUUUCGACAUUCAAACAGAAUUGUAAAAUCCAAGAAAACCUUUAUAAUCACGUCACAAUGAUCGAAAGAGAAAGUAAACAAAGAGAAACUGUCCCUUGCUCAUAGGGCCAUUUGAAAAAAACAACAGAGAAUUGUCAAAAACGCACCAGGAAAAAAUGAAAAUUACACACACCGUAAAUCCAAGCAUGCCGCAAUUAUCAUAGAAGAUGAAAGUACAUGAUUCAUUUUUACAUUCGUUGGGCUGUGAAUUCUAAUGAAUUUUUGACGUCCCUGUUGCACAGAUAAAAAUAUUUACAUCUAUUUUCAUGCACAUAUUUGGAGCAGGAAAUUGAAUUUAGAAUUACUUCUCAGUUCUUUACUUUUCAAUAUACUUUAAAAGCAAAACUAAGCGUAAAUUAAAAUAUGUUGUAUUUUUUUUUUUUCAUAAAUACGUUUAUUUCUUAAGGCAGUUUACAUAGGUUUUUCUUCGCCGUAGCAUCACUUUUACAUAAUAUUCUUAUCCUAAUUUAAUUCUAACAUAGUCACAACCUUUUGAAUUUAUUAAAACAUAUUCUCUUAUAGCUUAAAUAUCAUCUUAGGUAACUCGUCAUUAAUUAUGAAAUCUACUCGGAAAUAUUAUUUGAACCAAACGAUUAACUUCUAUAAAUUGGGGGUCAAAGGUGCACGACAUCCUGGAAGGAGCGACAAAUAUCAUAUCUUACUGUUUGUAUCGGCAGUUUGAUUGACUUAGCUCUGGUCGUCACAAGCCCCGACCUCAUGCCUACACGGUGUCAAAUGAUGACUGGUGACUCCUGUUUUUAGCAGAAUGAGGAGGUGCGGAGUAUUAGCAAGCGGUGGGACAGAGUGCAACUGUUGAUAAGGAACUAACAUCUUACUAUAGAUGUCUCGAUUAUCAACCCACUUUGUGACUGUUGCUAAUAUUCUUAACGUGGGAAGUGUGCAACAUGUAAACUUUUAUUAACAAAAUUAUAAAUUUUAUAUUAUUAAUAGUAACUAUCCUAUUGCCCUGAGCUUAGGAUGAUAAACUACAGGGCGCGUACCCUGCUUGGCGGAUGAGGGUGGGAGUCAAUUUACACUUCGUGUUGACCAAGUCGGAUCAUACCGAGAUCGAUCGUUCGCUUAAAACGGUAAAACGAAUUUAUUAUAUCAUCUGUAUUUAUCACAGAGUUGACAUGACUGAUACUGCUUGAAAUUGACAAUGGGCCAUUGGGUUGUUUCAGGCAUUACUGAUGCAAUUGGGAUGCUUAUUCACCCCGGCUCUGUGUUCUGUUCGAGUCGGAUUGUUUCGAUCGGGUGUGAAGUUUUGCGUUCUGUAGCUCGAUCGAGUUCAGGUUUUUACAUUCGUUUGACGGGGUCCGACUCGAUCGGGAUGCAGAAUGGGGGUGAUUAAUAUAUCACAUUCGUCCGGAACAGGUGAAUUAAAUUCAAAAAGUGGACUUAUUAUUAUCAGAGAUGCCAGAAAAAAAUUUCAAAUAUCUUCAGACAGCGUUGCAAAAGUCUGUAUAUCUGAAAACAAAUCUGCUGUUAGCAAAUAUUGCAGAAAUUUCUCUAUGAUGUAUUACUAAACGAACUUAGAAAAAAGGUCGCGACAAUUUCAAAAGUCUGUAAAAUUUGCAGAUUUACAGACAUAUCUGCGGUUCUGGCAUCUCUGAUCAGGAAUAGGAGCGGAUUGACAUCUUAUGAACCGUUGGGGAAGUUUCAAACCUUCCGAUCCGGUUCGAUAUCGGUACUGAUGUUAUACAGGUUGCAUUGACGGCGAAACUGAUCAGGGCAGGUGUGAAGACAUUUUAAGCAAUCGUGCCAUUGUGUACAUACUGUGGCUUCCCUGGACAAUCUGGUGUUGAAUGCGCAUCCUUACCUUGCAUCAUAUGAUCCAACAGACUUACUAACACCUGACUUUAUUUUAUCUUAUUUCAUUUCAUGGUGGGGGCGCAAUGAAACGAGAAUGUUGAAAUAAGGAACUGUCAUCGAAGGCCUAAGAGCAAGGAAAUUUUAGGAAGAAGAACCCUGGGGCGUCUCCAGAGAACGACGAAAAGAUGGUAACUGAGUGAUAACUUGACCUUUGUUAAGCUGAGGUAAGGUGGGGAGAGAGGGGUAAGUGCACUAUUGUUUUUAAUGUCACUUUAUUAUUAUUACCAUUAUUAUUAUUAUUGUUAUUAUUGUAAUUAUUAUUAUUGUUCCGUACGUUUUAUUUUCAGCCACAAAGACAGUAGUUAGUAGUAGUUAGUAAACUUCUAAAUGCUAUAUUUCCCUAUUUAUCUCCACUAUCCCUAACCUAAUGUAUCUGAAACCAGUGGGACUCAGAGCAGCGCCUGCUGGUGGAGGAAGCCGGUGUGCUAUACGGUCUAGUGCAUAUCAACGGUCAGGCUUUAGUAGGCUCACAGCCAGCUUGAAGUGAACCUCACUCAAGCAGAUGGGCGGACACGGUCUGCCAGGUUGUGGGCUGAUAAAUUACAAAUUACAAUUACAAACGAUUAACUUCUAUAAAUUAUAAAAUAAGCUGUUAUUUUCAGACAUUUUGUUGAUAAUUUCAUAAACUGUUUCGAGUUUGUUUGUAUCAUUACAUAAUUUUUAUUCUAAUUUAGCUAUUGGUUGAACUCAUGGACGCAGCUGGGAUCAGAACUAAGUCUUAAAAGGGGCCUUUAUUAAAUUGAAACUCCAAUUUUCUUUAUGAAAUGAUAAAUAAGUUUCAUGUAUGAAAGGUCACGACAAGCAAGAAUGUCUCGAACUGGGAUAUUGGAUAGUCUACCUUGGGUACGCAAAGAAUUUAUUAGUUGAGAUCUGACAUCACGAUACUCCACGCAUGUCCAAACGACAUGAUCAAUAUCCCGAUAACCUUCUCCGCAAGCACAAUGAUUAGUCUCGGAGAGCCCAAUUCGAAGGAGAUGUGCAUCUAACGUGUAGUGAUUGGACAUGAGUCUGGACAUCACACAAAUGAAAUCCCUACUCACAUCCAGUCCCCUGAACCAUGUCUUUGUCGAUAUUUUCGGAAUAAUUGAGUGCAUCCACCGACCCAGAUCAUCACUGUCCCAAGAAGCUUGCCAGCUGGCAAGUGUUCUUUGGCGAGACGAGCUAUAGAAUUCGUUGAAAGCAAUCGGUCGCUCAUAAAUUUCACCCUCAAUAGCACCACGUUUGGCUAAAAUAUCGGCUCUUUCAUUGCCAGGAAUGGAGCAAUGAGCCGGGACCCAGACUAUAGUGAUUAGAUAAUUAUUGUUCAAUAGGUCGUUCAGGCACUGUUUUAUUUUGCCCAGGAAAAACGGUUCAGUCUUGCCAGUCAUGUUUGAGCGAAUGGCUUCAAUUGCACUCAGACUAUCUGUGAAGAGGAAAUAAUGGUUUGGAGAUAAUGUGACGAUUACACUCAAACUAUAAUGAACUGCUGCUAGCUCUGCUAUAUAAACAGAUGCAGGUUCUUGAAGCCUAAAUGAGGCCGAAACAUUAUUGUUGAACAUACCAAACCCUGUCGCUUCUUCAAUUCGCGAUCCGUCCGUGUAAAACAUUUUCUCAGAGUCAAUAUGCCUGAACUUACUUGAAAAUAUUUUUGGGAUUUCCGUCGAGCGUAGAUGAUCCGGGAUUCCACGCACUUCGCGCUGCAUGGAUGUGUCGAAAAAUAAAGUUGAGUCAGGGGCACUUAGGAUGCUGACACGGAUAGGAAUAUAUCUUGAAGGGUUGAUUUCCUGUGACAUAUGGUUAAAAUAUACUGUCAUGAAUUUUGUUUGAGAUCGAAGCUCGACUAGUCGUUCGAAAUUAUUAAUUACCAUGGGAUUCAGCACCUCACAUCUUAUUAGCAGGCGUGAUGAAAGCUCCCAAAAUCGAUCUUUCAAUGGAAGAACUCCCGCCAGAACUUCAAGACUCAUUGUAUGUGUCGAAUGCAUGCAGCCUAAGGCAAUUCGCAAGCAACGGUACUGAAUUCGCUCAAGUUUGAUAAUAUGAGAGUUUGCAGCGGAACGAAAACAAACGCAUCCAUAUUCCAUCACUGAAAGUAUCGUUGUUUGAUACAAUUUUAUUAGAUCUUGCGGAUGAGAACCCCACCAAGAUCCUGUUAUUGUUCGAAGAAAAUUUACUCUUUGUUGGCAUUUCGUUAUCAGAUACCUAAUGUGUCCUCCCCACGUGCAUUUGGAAUCAAACCACACCCCGAGGUAUUUAAAAGUUAAAACCUGUUGAAUCAUUCUUCCCAUCAUAUGGAGCUGAAGCUGCGCGGGAUCAUGCUUUCUUGAAAAGACGACUAACUCUGUUUUCUCCGCAGAGAAUUCGAUACCAAGAUGAACAGCCCAAACGGACAAGUUAUCUAAGGUAUCUUGCAAUGGUUUAUGCAGAUCAAUAGCUUUGGGUCCAGUAACUGAAACCACGCCAUCAUCUGCCAAUUGUCUUAGUGUACAUGGGGUUACAAGACAGCUGUCAAUGUCAUUCACGUAAAAAUUAUAAAGGAGCGGACUGAGGCAUGAGCCUUGCGGUAGACCCAUGUAGCUAAUUCUGAAUGUUGUCAAAUCGCCAUAUGAAAAAUGCAUGCGUUUCUCUGACAAAAGGUUGUGCAAAUAAUUAUUUAUAACCGCUGGGAGUCCAUGUUGGUGGAGCUUGUCUGAAAGAACAUCAAUGGAAACUGAAUCAAAUGCUCCUUUAAUGUCUAAAAAUACAGAUGCCAUUUGUUGCUUUUGAGCGAAGGCAAUUUGGAUGUCAGACGAAAGUAAUGCAAGGCAAUCAUUCGUCCCUUUAUUUCUACGGAAACCAAACUGAGUAUCUGACAACAAACCGUUCGUCUCGACCCAAGUGUCGAGACGUCGUAGGAUAAUUUUUUCGAACAAUUUUCUGAUGCAGGACAACAUGGCAAUGGGUCUAUAUGAGUUGUGAUUGGAAGCUGGUUUCCCCGGCUUUUGAAUGGCGAUAACUUUCACUUGUCUCCAGUCAGGUGGAACAAUAUUUUGCUCAAGAAACUUGUUGAACAAUUCCAACAAACGUCUUUUUGCGAGGUCGGGCAGAUUCUUCACCAAGUUGAAUUUAAUUCUGUCCAACCCAGGAGCGUUAUUUUUACAAGACAAGAGUGCUAUAGAAAAUUCCAUCAUUGAAAAUGGGUUAUUAAUAAAACCAUUAUUUGGAGGAGAUCCCCGAAUAAUGCUCUGCGUAGGAACAGAAUCUGGGCAAACUUUCCUAGCAAAGUCAAAUAUCCAUCGGUUCGAGUAUUCAUCACUCUCAUUGCCCAAGUUACGAUUCCUCAUUCGUCUGGCCGUGUUCCAAAGAGUGCUCAUUGAGGUUUCUCUUGACAAACCUUCGACAAAAUUUCUCCAAUAGCUACAUUUUUUGGCUCGAAGUAUGCUCUUGUACUUGGUUUCUAAAACCAUAAGUUUUUCAAAAUUCUGAGGAGUUCCUCCUCCCCGUUUUAGAAACGUCUUGCAAGCAUUUUGUUUUGCGAGUUUAGCCUCUGAGCACUCUUUGUCCCACCAGGGGUUGGGAGGCCUUCUGUUAGUCGUUGGUCCAGGAAAGCGUUUAGUUUGGGAUUGUUCUGCUGCCUCCAGAAUCGAACAAAUGAGGAAGUCAUAUUCUUCAAGUGGAGGGAGCUCUUCCAUUGAAUUCAAAAUACUAGAGAUACUACUUUGGUAUUUAAUCCAAUCGAUAUUUUUUGUCAAAUCAUAUGGAAUACUAGCUGAAGUAGCAAUGCAAUUGCUAUUGCUAAUUGAGAUGAUGAUUGGUAAAUGAUCGCUACCGUGUAAAUCAGGCAAUAUUUUCCAGGUGCAAUCUAGUCGAAUUGAUGUUGAGCAAAGAGAUAGAUCUAAUGCACUUGGGCGUGCAGGAGGUCUUGGGAUCCGUGUCAUGCUACCCAUAUUUAAUACCGUCAUGCUAAAAUUGUCACAAAUGUUUUGUAUUAAAGAUGAUCUGCUAUCAUUGUAAACGGAACCCCACAUCAUUCCGUGCGAAUUUAAAUCCCCCAGAAUCAAUCGUGGAGCAGGAAGGGCUUCAACCAUUUCAUUAAGCUGUCGCUGUCCAACUUGUGCUUUUGGAGGAAUAUAAACCGAAGCUAUGCAAAUAUCUUUGCCUUUAAUGUUUAUUUGGCAAGCAACAACUUCUAUACUAGAAGUUGAAGGGAUGUUUAAUCUAUAAAAAGAAUAGCAUUUCUUAAUUCCCAAAAGCACUCCACCAUACGGAGAGUCUCUAUCGAGACGUAUAAUGUUAAAAUCAUUAAAAUUUAAAGCUAUGUUUGAAGUAAGCCAUGUUUCGCAUAAAGCAAAUACAUCACAUUUUUGACUAUGCAAUAAAAUUUUAAAUGAAUCAAGUUUUGGCAUGAUGCUUCGACAAUUCCACUGCAGGACAGUGAUUGUAUCAUUUGCGACGGGUGAUAAAUUAUCCAUCAAAAGAUACAAAACCUGAGACAAUUGGCCAUUGAGCUGAUAACUGCUUCAAAAAGGUUCUAGCUAUUGGAAGGAAUGCCAUUAUGAGGGUCUUUAAGGGUUCAGAUAUAUUGAAUGCUGAGAAAAUCCAUUCAACAAUUUCCGAAAACUUCAGUAAUCCUGUUGGUGGCUGUGAAAUAGAGCCCACAGGAUUAUUACCUUUUUCUGUGCUAGAUCCUGGAUUGGUUUGUGAAUUUGACAAACCAGGAGGCACAGUCUUUGGUUUUGACUUUUUUUGUUUAACACGGGGAUCUUUUUUUGAAGAUGAAAUUUUAGGUGUCUUUUUUGGUAAUUUGGAAGAAGACUUCUUUCUCUUAACUGACCCUUGGGUAGUGAUAAACGAAAUACCUUCACUAUUUUCGUCAGAGUCAGAGUCCUCUGAUUCCUCUAAAUUUGAAAACCCGUUUUCGGUUUCCAAAGGAGGGACAUCAAUGACCGUUUUAAGCAUUUCUGCAUAUGUGCGCUUAGACCGUGCUUUUAAAGAAAGCUUAAUUUUGUCUUUGUGUACUUUAAAUGCAGUGCAUACUGAAAUAUCCUCAUGAGGACUUUCUCCACAAUAAAUACAUUUUUCAAUUUCCUUGUUGCAAUCAUUAUCUUUAUGAGGCCCUUCACACUUAAUACAUUUUGGUUUAUUACUACAGUAAGGAGCUGUGUGGCCGAAUUUUUUGCAGUUCGUACAAUUCAUUACAUUUGGAACAAAAAGCCGAACAGGGAGGCGAAUUUUAUCGACAUAGACAUGGGACGGCAACGCAGACCCGGCAAAUGUCACUCGAAACGAGUCUGAUGGGCGAUAAACUUUCUUUCCCUCUUCAUGAACUACUGAGUACAGUUGUUUGCACUCCAGUAUUUUCACACCCUCAAGCAUAGAGUUCUUGAAACGACCAACACCAUGCUUGAGUAAAUCAUCUACCGAAAGACUCGCUUCGGUAACAACACCGUCAAUUUCGACAUCUUUGGAGGGUAUGUAAACUUUAUACUCUUUAAUGAAAUGUUCCGAAGAGACAAUAUCAUUCGCGUGUUUCAAAUUAUUUACCACAACACGAAUUUUAUCGUUAUUUACUUUUAUGAUCUCUUUGAUUGAAGAGUAUCGUGAUGUCAAACCUUUAUUAAUUUGUACAAUGUUUAAUGGCUUUGAUAUACGUCUAAAAAAGACUAUCCAAGGCCCAGAAGAGCUCUCCUGAUAUUUUUUCGUUCGUGGGGGUAUCGGAUUCAUGCUAGGAUUUACGUCCAUGGAUUCAUCCAUCACAUUAAAAUUUUUAAUGAAACUUUAAAUAAAAAAUGAAACCAACACUACACAGUACUCAAUCAAAAGGAAAAGAAAAAACUUCUACCUUGAAAUUGCUGUCUAUCUCCGUUGCACUGCCGUGUAGAUCCUCGUUGCUCUAGAUGUUCUUGUUGGUUGCUGAUUGUUGGAUGUGAUGCUACUGCUACCUGACAUCCAGCACCACUCGAUUUCCGAUUUACUUUUGUUUUCGCCAGCUGUAACCAGCGCAGGUCACCGGUGUAUACCUGCGUGUUGUAUGGCAGUGGAAAGACCGAGAUGUCUUGUCUCCUUCUUCCUUGUGCUCCGCACCGAUAUGCUUCUGCACCGAUAUGCUUCUGCACCGAAGUGCCUUCGCACCGGUGUGCCUUUGCACUCUCCUGCUUCUGUGUGCCUUUGCACUCUUCUUCUUCGAUGUGCCUUUGCACUCUCCUGCUCAGCACUUGUGGCUGUAUAUUGUGGCCUGGGUAGAGCUUGGGAAACGCCCUUUGUUGUUUCCUUCACCAGCUUGGCCCAGCACUAGGGCUUUCUUAUGCAGCACGACUAUACGUUUUAACGGCUGCUGCCAACAGGUCUCUACCUGUAGUUCAACCGUUGUCGUAUUUAACGCGUGUAAACUAACCAGCGUUAUUAAACUGUACGCUUCUAUACACAACCUUCUCGGUUGAACGGCUAUUACUGAAUCAAAAUAUGUUGUAUAACUCAUUGAAAAAUCAAGACAUUCUAAUUUACUUUUACAUCGAUGAUGGUUUUCAAUCAAAUUGUUGAUUCAAUUGAUGUCUCUCUCAAAGUAUCAUUGAAAUACAUAUCGUGUAAAUUUCAUUAUGUCUCUGUUUAUAAGCAUGUAUUUCAAAUUCUGAAGAAAAUUGAAGAAAAUUCAUUCCUUUGGGUAUUAGAUAUAAAAAUGCUCUCCCGAUAAAAGACUAAAAUGCUAUUAAGGUUAUAAUCACUUUCUGUGACAGCGUAAACAAAAAUCACUCGAUUCAUAAUCAUCAACUUUCAUAUUGGUUUGAAGAAGUAAAUCAUUUCAUUCGCCUUCGGUAAAUCAUUUCGAGAGGCUUUUUUUGUAUCAAUACAUCAGUUUGCUUUCUUUUCAAGGUGUGAGUUGAUUAGUGUCGUGUUUAUCAUUUUUUAGGUUCAUUUUUAAGGCGUAACUAGGCUAUACUUUUAUCUUAUAUUUAUUUUACUUUAUGAAACUAGAAUAAUGGAGAACAUUAUAAUCAAAACUUCGAGUUACUAAGCAAUCGAUCUGAAAACGAAGAAACAUUACGCAAACAAUCACAAAAAAACACACACAGACGAACAUACCAAAAACCUAGCAUAGCCCAAACACAAACCGCACUGAAUAUGCAGAUACUAUGUAUGUACUCGGCACACAUUCAAUAACCACCACCACCAGCAGCGCUAGCAAAUGAAUCACACAGAAUGUCUUAAACCAAGUUAAGCAAAACAGUUGCCUUAUUUUCAUGAACUGGUUCGUAACGUAAACUUCACUGUGCUCCCGAGUUCGUCAAACGGCACGGGCAGUAGUAGUUAGUAGGGGUUAGUAGGUUUUUCCACACCACAGAAUCUAUGAAUGUAAUCCACCAUCAUUGUUGAAACAAAAGUGAAACAAAAAAAAACUAAAUGUGCUGUUCUAAUGUGUUUUAUAACGAGAAGAUAGAAAGGGAAAGAGGAAAUUGUUCAAAGAGAUCUAUUUUACUAUCUUUUACCGAAUGUAACUAUCAACCAUACGAAACUCUGACAGCAACGAGCAGUCGUACCAAUGCUAUCUCACAAUGUAUCUCACUAGUUUUUCUAGAAGCUUUUACUGUAGUUCCAGUGACAGAAACUAUUUUACCGGGAUGUCGAACAGGUUGGGAAAAUCGACCAACUGUCUAAAUCUCGUUAACAAUUCGGUCUAGUCAGUCGAAAACUGUUGUACUUACUCUAAUCUAUUAUUUUUAUUUAUUCUACUGUUGCUAUACUUUUAUCCAUUCCCGUUCGACGUCGCGUCAUUCGAUUUCACAAAAAUGCCCGUACAAAUACGGAAUUUGAUUUCCAGUAAGCCGGAACCGGAACCGUCGGAACCUCGUGAAGUUCAAAGAGCAUAAGUUUUGAUCUGUUUUUUUUUACACUUCAUGGAAUUGUUUUAUUUUAUUAUUAAGGACAUAGUUUUAUUUGUGUCUAUUUUAUAUUGUAUUACACGAAAGAACGAAAAUACGAAUGGAUCUCCAACAAAACGAAUUUUCACCCACGGUAGCUUUAAUGCAACUACUUACACUAUAUUAUUGCGUUAGGACAAUGUGCAUGAUUCACAACUAUAACCACACUCAUUCCUUUUCUGUGUAGCAUUACUGCGAACUAGCAUGUGAAAACUAAACUGUUCCAAAUUAUACUCUAAGUAUUAAGUAUCUAUCAUCCUAAAUUAGGUAUUUAUUAAAUAUACAACAAACAAAAACAUACAUAUUUAUUCGCUAACUAUUCCGGCAGUAUCGCGGGCUGUUUAUCUAGGGAUGUACUUAAAUAUUCUACAGGUAGCGUUCAUAGCUGAAUGAUAAAAUCCUCUCGGGCUAAUGUUCGGAUCACUUCAGGAGCUUCGGCAACGGGUGCCUCAAGUUUUUAGCUUCCUUUGUGACAGUGGUUUUCAGUCCAAAGAAAAAAUAUGGUGCUAUCGCAAGUUUGAUCGUAGUAAACAUCAAGAAAAAGACGACAGAACCGCUCGAAUAAUAACAAAAACCCAGAAUGGUGCAAGGAUUUCCCCCAAGUAACAGUGAUUAUUGUUUCGAUCGGGGCUGGAUCUGAAUCUCUGGGUGCUAAAGUAAUUUUCUGGAGGGUAUUCAAAACACUUCUCGUGCGAGGUGGAUGUUUUCAUUCACGAUCCAUCUUUUGAGAUUUUAGAACAAAGCUACUAGACCCCAAAAGUCCCUGCGAUACUUUUGUGUGCUGACGCAAUUUGUCGGGAGUUUUUGCUUAUUCAUUCCAGAUCGUUUCGCAGGGACUUCAAUCUUCAAUCCAAUAAUGCACACCAAAAAUCGACCCAAUUUUACAUCAGUAUAAACAAACACGCUUCUGAAAUGGGCUCGCGUUUUUGGUUUUGGUCCUGCGUUGACAUGCGGAACACCUAGUGGCAGGAUAAUCUAUUCAUCUUCAGAAUUGCCAAUAAUGUGAACGAUUAGUACUGAUCGUUUUACUGUUGUAGCUUUAUUUUAUGUAUUUUUUAACAAUGUCUCUUGCAACCGCGUUCAAGGCCCUACCGCUUCGGGUUUCAUCGGAAGAGGGAACUUUGGAUGUCAUGAAACUUUAUAAGCCAUAUUUCACAAUGUAAUCUGAAGGAGAAUUACCCGCAUCAUAUUCCAAUUUUUCAUUGAUUUCAUUCGUUGCUUAGCCUCUCAAGAAAACAUGUUAGAUGACAUAACGAAAAUAAAAAUUAUUUUAAUGUCAAACUCGUAAAUAAAAAUCGGCAAAGUUGCAUGGGUAAAAAGUAAACAAGUUUAAGUAGACUCAUUUUUGCUGUCAAGCAGCUUACUCUUCGCUUACCUAAUAUUCUUUCUUCCCAACGAACAGCGCUCGUCUCUCUCGUCACAGUCUUCGUAAGAAAUUUCACCCCACACUGAUAAAAAUUGAUCACGAUCAACUUAUGUUUCUAUUGAAUCGUCUACUUGUGCUUUCUAAGUAAUUUCUAAGUGCAAAUUUUUAUAGUUCAAAUAUUUAAAUUUAUUUUACACAUAGAUUUCAAUCAAAUCACAAUUUGUCAAAUCAAUUGUCUUCACUUGGAUUGACAAAUUUACACAGAAUUUAACUUUAUUGGUAUUUUUUAAUCGUUUUGAUGUGAAUGUCAAAUGAGUUCAAUUAAAAAUUCUUUAUUUUUACACUUACUUUAUGAGUAGAAUGGAAUUAUCCUGAAGUUUGUGUGAUCAACAUGUGUUGUUUUGCGCAUUAUUGUGCCAUUUUUUAUCAGUGCACUAUUUUGAUAAUCUAUUUGAAAGUCAUAAUGAAUUCCGAAUGAAUCAAAAUUACGGACAAAGUUCAAAUAAAAUAGAAAUCAAAAAUGGCAACGACUGAGACUUGAAUCGAGAACCAUUAGAUCAGAAAAAAAUGUCCGACAAUGACUGAACCACAGAAGCAAAUAUCACCUUGACAACUAAAUGGUUGCUAGAAGAGUGAAAAUUAUGGGACAAACUACUCAUUAAACUGUGUGAUCUUAUGAUAAGUCUAAGACUAAGACUUUUUCCAACACAGUUUAAAUCAAAGAUUGUGGAAUAAUUUUGAAACUUUCCAACAUUCAUCUGCUUAUAUUUUAAAUUUCCCGAAAAUUGCCAAAUUCGAGAAAAGAAUCCAUUCCAGCAGCUUCGUUUUAAUUUUUUUUACUGGCUCAUUCGUAAAUGGUCGCAUUCAACACAGCAGAAGAGAGUCAAAGCAUUUCCGUCUCUCAUUUCAACAAAAAAGAGUAUCAAUGCCAACGUCACUCGUUUCCAUACGACAAGACGAAACCAAAAUAUCGUCUGUAUGGAAAUGUAAUCGGAUUUCAACUCUUAUCCUUUCUUCAAUACAAUUAUCAUCUGUAAAGUUUGACUAAAAUGUCUUAAAUAUUAUAAAUAAAAAUUAUUACACUUCAGAUACUCUUUGGUAACGAAAACUACUGUCAUCAUCGAUUUUCAAAUUUUCGGUUGAGUAUCGAACCUGCAUGAAAUACGAUUUAGACUGAAAAGCUAAACGAAAGAAUGAACACAAUUUUGAAACUAACUUUCCGCUUUUGUCGUUGACUAGACGGAUCUGAAAGUGACAUUUAUUUCACGUCUAUUUUGAGUCAACGAGAAUGUUUUUUUAUUUACUUUUGUUUUGACACUUGAAGGUUCUGAACAUUACGCCCGAAAGUUGAGUCACUUCAAUGUACGAAUACACAAACGCUAUAGGGCUUUAUCUUUUACGUAGAUUAGGUUUUGCAAGAAAUAAAAAUACAAUAAAUAAUAAAAGGUUAAUAGGUUUGUUGGGCUGCAUUGGCUUCUACUGCGAAAGGAUUCCAACAGAAACAAAAGCGACGAAGCGAAUGUAGCAUUGUAGGAACUGAUAUGAAAUGGAAUCAUUGUUGUCGUAUAUGUAGCACUGAACAAAAAAUAAUUUCAUCCGUCGAGUGUUUUAAGAACUAGCUAGCGAGCAAGCGAUUGAAACAUGCUAAUACUUAUUUAAUCAUUUGUUGUAAACAGACUGACCACCAGGAGAAAGUUAAAUUUUGCUUCGGUCCUGGUGCUUUACACAUUAAGUCUUGGAUAUCAUUUUCAUCGGGUCACAGAUACUAAAGAAUUACGGCAAUUAGUUACAUAAAUACAAUUAGAAGUCGAACAAGGAGUGAAGUUAUGACACAAAGGUGUUUCCAGCAUGGAAUUGAAGAGCUGUCACGGGUUGUAGUUUUAUCACGAUUGUUAAGGCGAAGUGAGGCCAGAACACGACCCCGAUAAUCCGAGCGAAUCGAUUAAAGGGAAACUUUUCCCUGAUUCUUUUUCAAAGAUUGAUGCAUAUGGAAUCACGUAUGAACCAAAUAUAGCUUUGAUACUAUCAACUAAAAAUCAAAUUGAUAAAUCUGGAUUGCUUCGAUGGCACCGAGCCAUCCAGUAUGCUAAGCGCACCCUUGGAUAGAAGAAAUAGACUUGUCAGCAUAUUUCUAAAAGUUCCUCAAAUUAUGCGACUGAACAGUAUUAAAGGAAAAAAAGCUAGAAGAGCAUAAACGAUAAUGUUUUGAUAUCUAAUAUUUGAAUCUUCAAAAGCUAAAUGAAACAUCUUUGUGUCAUAAACGAUUUUUUUAAACAAACUACGUUCAAAUAAAAAAAAGAAUUUUUGAUUGAGGAACGGUACGAGUUAUCAGUGACCUUUGAUAUAGUAAGAUCAUUCCUAACCAUAAGUAUUGUAAUAGAUUAUUAUGCGACUAAAUUCCAGUAACAAACAUCGAGACCAUUAAGUUAAAAUCAUAUGUAUUCAACCAUAAUCUUUUGGAAACUAACCCAAAACACAAUUUGCACAAGUUCUGGCAAACAAAAAGCAACAAAAUUAAAAACACUUGAACCAUCAUUCUGCAUUUUGAAGUGCUUAAUUAUUUAUAAUCCUUACCGAGACAAAGUUAAUAAAUUAGUUGAAAACGA